This is a messenger RNA of Scutellospora calospora, 969 nucleotides long. The record is from the annotation of a GenBank genome assembly. NCBI's taxonomy places the organism in Eukaryota, Fungi, Glomeromycota, Glomeromycetes, Diversisporales, Gigasporaceae.
AUGAGUAAAGAACGAACAGAUACUAACAAAACUUGUACUGGAUCAGCAGUUUAUAGAACAGGCGAUAAUGAAUUUAAUGAAUACAAAUUUAAAGCUUUUUUUUCUGAUGAUUCAGCACUUAUUCAAGAUAUUCAAAAGACUAAUAUAUCUUUAAUUAUUGGUUGUUUCGCUUUUGAAAGCAAUGAACUCUAUGUAAUCAUUGCUCAGAAUACCCUUUUAAAUAUUUCAACAAUUGAAGAUAAACCAAGCAUUUAUGACCUUCCGAUAUCUUCUGCUUUUGGUAUUUUUACUGCACCGAUCCAAGACCUAUCAGAACCAGAAAGAAAUAAUGCAGUUUUUAGCUUAAAAAGAGAAAUGUAUAAAAAUAUAACCUCGAAUCAAUUUCUAAUAUCUAUAUUAUUUGCUGGUGAAUUAGUAACAUUACCUGAUUCUAAAAAAAGAGAAAAUACCUCUCUGAUUCAAAAUUCUGCUGAUACUUCGAAAAUCAGUAGCUUAAAAAAUGCACUCAACAAUAUUCAAGGAGAUAUAGACUAUAAUAUUGAUACUAUUAUAGUUUCGAAUGAUACUGCUAAAGAAAUUACUCCUCAAGUACAAAUUGUAGGUGCAAAUAUAAAAGGCUCAAACUCUAAUAAAUUAAAAUGUACAAAAAACAUACAAGAAACUAAUCCAAAUCCAAAGCGUACUCUCAGAAGUGCAAAAAAAACAAAAACCUCAAUUCUUGGCAAUAAAACUGAAGAAACUCUUUCCCAAUUUCAAAACACUGAAAUAAAUAUGAAACCUACUAAAGCCACAAAAUCAAACCAUACUUCAAAGAAUAUCCAAAGAACUCUAAAUGUUACUCCCAAAAAUGAUGAACAAACUAUAAAUGUUACUUCCAAAAAUGAUGAACAAACAGAUAUUAUCGAUAUUGAUAAUGAUCAACUUACUGAUACUGCUGAUAGCAUAUUUGAACUAUCUGAUGCAUAUUAG